Rana temporaria (common frog) is the source of this 2972-nucleotide messenger RNA. RefSeq names its product lysyl oxidase (gene LOX). The transcript has 7 exons. Gene Ontology annotation, molecular function: protein-lysine 6-oxidase activity; copper ion binding. Gene Ontology annotation, biological process: peptidyl-lysine oxidation. The record is from RefSeq and is a predicted model, not a curated record. Lineage: Eukaryota; Metazoa; Chordata; Amphibia; Anura; Ranidae. The coding region runs from base 245 to 1531 and encodes 428 amino acids.
AACCUUGUAUAACUUUUAUAAAACGUGCCAGAAGCUUUAAAAACUCCCAUCACUCCUCCCCUCUGUUCACCAGUAGAAUCACCAGCAAAGCCAUAGAAAGAUGAGAAGUGGCUUGUUCGUCUCUCUUGCCUUAAAGACGUGCAGCUAAAGUUUUAUAUAAAGUAGCAGCUCCUUUCCUUAUUGCAUGCAAAAAAAACUAUGCUAUUUUAUUGAAACCUUAAUUCGCCAAACUUCAAACUGAACAAUGAUGAAGAAUUAUUCAAAAAGCAUAUUUUUACUGCAGCUUGCUGUGUACUUACACUGCAUUUUGAAAGUCACCUGCCAGCAACAGCGAAUAGCUAAUGGUCCAAAUCCUCUGUGGAGGCAAAGGGUACAGUGGCAGAACAAUGGAAGAGUUUACAGUCUGCUGAGCCAGGGAGCUGAGUACCAGCCUUCAAGAAGAUCCUCUGUCUCCAGUGCAUCUCAUAAUCCUUUACUGUUACUGAGCAGCAAAAACAGCACCUCUCCAGGAUCUUCUGGGAGACCACAACCUCCCAGAUCAGAAAACUUACAGAGUGAAGCCCGACAAACCACAGCUUCAAGCCAGGCAAGUGAUUCAGCCAGUCGUCUCUGGUUCCAGGCUAACAGAAGAAGCCAAGGAGAGGAUGCUGCUGGAAGACAGAGAAACAGACCGGACAGUAAUACACAAAGGAGACAAGGUGCUGCUCAGCCAUCAAAUGCCCAGGAGACCCAAAGAGCGAAUGCCACCACAAGCAACAGAGCCAGGCUAGACAUGAUGCAAGGAGAUGAUCCCUAUAACCCUAAUAAAUAUGAAGACAAUCCCUACUACAACUACCAUGACGCCUAUGACAGACCAAGACAGUCUGACAGGCAGAGAUAUGGCUAUGGAACCCGUUAUCAUGAGUAUGGCCUCCCAGACUUGGUACCAGAUCCGUAUUACAUCCAGUCCUCCAUUUAUGUGCAGAAAAUGUCCAUGUACAGCUUAAGAUGUGCCGCUGAGGAAAACUGCUUGGCAAGUUCAGCUUAUCGUUCUGAUGUCAGAGAUUAUGACCAGAGAGUGCUUCUGCGCUUUCCUCAGAGAGUGAAGAAUCAAGGUACAGCUGACUUCCUUCCCAGCCGACCCCGCUAUUCCUGGGAGUGGCACAGCUGUCAUCAGCAUUAUCACAGUAUGGAUGAGUUCAGUCAUUAUGAUCUGCUUGAUGCAAGCUCACAAAGAAGAGUGGCUGAAGGCCACAAAGCCAGCUUCUGUCUAGAAGAUACUUCGUGUGACUAUGGAUACUAUAGAAGAUUUGCAUGUACAGCACAUACACAGGGACUGAGUCCUGGGUGUUAUGACACUUAUAAUGCAGAUAUUGAUUGCCAGUGGAUUGACAUCACAGAUGUAAAGCCUGGAAACUAUAUUUUAAAGGUCAGUGUGAAUCCAAGCUACUUGGUACCAGAAUCGGAUUAUUCCAACAAUAUUGUUCGUUGUGAUGUACGAUAUACUGGACAACAUGUAUACACUUCCAGCUGUACAAUUUCUCCUUAUUAAUCUGCAAUGAAGAGACCAUUUAAAGAUGCAAUGAGUUGUGGAGUUCAUAAGUCGUUCGAUUCGAUUGGAUGUAAACACUUUUCAAUGGAAGCAUAUGGACUUUGACAAGACCAUACCUGGAUUUUAACCAUGUGUAACAAAGUUGGCACUGUUAUUUGUAUUGCAUCUAGAUUAUUAUUUGGUUGAUCUGUGUAUGAAUAAUGUUAUGUUCUCCUGGUCCAGACACUUGGCAUGCAAAGGGACAUGGGCACACAAAAAUGAAGCACUAUGCAAAUAGUGUGUAGUGUAAUCUUACAUAAUAUUUUAUCAGCUCUGAACCUGGAGUCUUUGAAACCAGAUUUGAAUUGCAGUUGUGGUAUUGGGAAGACUUGUAUAUAGGAAUGAAGCUAGAUAUACAUAGAUGAAUGAAAAUAAACAAGAAUGUGUGUUGAAUUCAAAUGACCGCAGGUUGGAAAUUGUAAAUAGCACUUUAAAAGGCUCAUAAACCUAAAAUCGAAGAUAAACAUAAAACUACCUGUAACACCAUUUGCAAAUAUGUAUGUUAAAAAGUGUAUAAAUGUUGGGGUAUUUUGGCAAUGCAUCUAUUUUUUUUCUUUAUAAAGCUGCGUAGCCUAAUAUUUUACCAGCUAUUGUAAGUAAAAUACUGCAUACUAGAAGCUGCCUUCAGUGUUCUGCUUGAAAAUCCUAAAAAAACUGAAGCACACAAUCUGGUGCAAAUGUGCAUAGUAACUAAUCGGCUUCUAGGUUUUAUUGUAAAAGCUUAACUGAACAAACAGAACUUAGAAUCUGAUUGGUUACGAUGUACAGCUGUACCAAAUUCUGUGUCCUCCAGUUUUGGUAAAUCCACCUUGCUAUUUUAAAAUAAAUCUAAAGCCAAAAUACCCACAAGUUUGAAGACUGGGAAAGUAUUAAAACCCUGGUCAGGUUUAUAUUGCUGUCUAAGUCCCUGCUCUGGGGCAAGGUCUCAGGGACAGAAAGUCACAAGACAACCACCAUUUUACAACUGCCACAAGAACAGGAGCUAAAGUGAAAUAUUUUAAUGGGAACCAUUUGUCCCAGGGGCAAUUACCUUAGAGGACAUUUUCUGUCACUUUCUGUUGUGUUACAGGACAGGGACAAGAAGGGGGGGAAAUCUUAUCAAAGACCCGAAGGCAACGCAUAAAAAAACCCAGAAAAAAUAAAUAAUAGUAUUUUUUCUACCAUUCCCUUGCCAAAAAUUUAAAAUAAAUAAAAAGAUUUGCUUUUAGAUACACUUUAAAUAAACAAAGUUGUAAUUUUAACUUUCCUGUUGCUUUAAAUUGGGUUAGUUGUUCAUUGAUCACUAGUUCUAAUAAAAUAAAGAAUGCUUUCAUAUUGCAUUCAGCGAUAAAAAGUAGCACAUCUAUUAUAUAGCUUAAAUGAGAUUUUGCAUUGUGCGAAUUGUAUGAAAAAAAAAAAAAAA